AUGGCAGACUCAGGACUGAAAUCCAAGUUCUUCACGGUGCUCGCACUUGGAGCCCAGCCUUCAAAAAGAUCAGCCGCACUGUCCAUCAUGGCUGAUGCUGAGGCUAUGCCUGGUACUGUAUUAGAGAUCUCCAAGCAAGAUUUUUUUCAGGAAGCAAAAACUCUCAUUGCCCAACAUUAUGAGAACAUAAAUGAGAACAAAGUUCAAGGUACUUCUAUAAAUGUUUUUAGAAAUAAACAGCAAAAGCCGAAACCUGGCAAAUACAUACCUUCAAAGAUUAAAAAAAAGGAAAUAUUUGAUGUGGUCCAAGAACUCCAGAGAGCUCACAAACGUCCUUAUUUUCACAAAGAUGUUUCCAAGGGGGAAUGUUUUGAGGAGCCCCCUCCACGAACUUCUUUGAAGGAGUCACACAUGUUUGAUGUAAAAGGAAAAAUCAAGGGAUAUGUAGAUCUAAUUACAAAAGUCCCCAAAAUAUCUGGAUUCGCUGAUGGAGAGGAAAAGUUAGAGAUAGGAAACUCUGAAGCUAUUGUUGUGAAGUAG
Messenger RNA from Myotis myotis, 540 nucleotides. RefSeq names its product IQ domain-containing protein M-like. The record is from RefSeq and is a predicted model, not a curated record. The transcript is spliced from 5 exons. The coding region runs from base 1 to 540 and encodes 179 amino acids. Lineage: Eukaryota; Metazoa; Chordata; Mammalia; Chiroptera; Vespertilionidae.